Labeo rohita (rohu) is the source of this 4179-nucleotide messenger RNA. It is a transcript of the gene ndst3, whose product is annotated as N-deacetylase/N-sulfotransferase (heparan glucosaminyl) 3. Gene Ontology annotation, molecular function: heparan sulfate N-sulfotransferase activity; deacetylase activity. Gene Ontology annotation, cellular component: Golgi apparatus. Lineage: Eukaryota; Metazoa; Chordata; Actinopteri; Cypriniformes; Cyprinidae. The record is from RefSeq and is a predicted model, not a curated record. The transcript is spliced from 14 exons. The coding region runs from base 650 to 3274 and encodes 874 amino acids.
GGCAGCGGCACUAUUCAGUCACUGGUGACAGUGGAGGGGAGUCGUAUGUCUCAGCGCUCCUCUCGGGAUAUUCUCUUCAGUUCGUCUUUUGAGCGCUCCUCCUGUCUCCAGUCCUGUCUGUCCUCCUGUCUCCAGUCCUGUCUCCCCCCUUCCGCGCUCCUUUAAUCCGUGUCGCAGUGAGAGAAAGAGAGAAAGGGGAAGAGGGCGCGGAGAGAAUAGCGAACCGGUCCCCGCAUCAUUCCAGAUGGCUGCCUCUGAAUCAGUGGAUGAGAUUGGGCUCUCGGGUUCAGAGCUGUAAGGAGCUGGUGUUCGGGAGAGAGGCGGCUCUGCUGUGACAGCUUCCCGCUCAGCAGUGCCUCAGGUUCGGUUUAAGGUUUGUUGGGGGGUCAGGAGAAAUCUCAGGACAUGGAGGGUUGCUAGUUGGAUGAGGAUUCAUUUCGGGAGCAGCUGGUGACGUAGGUUGAGUGCCACUUUUUAAACCAAAAACUCUUUCAGUAGCCUGUCUUGGAAGCAAAUUUGCCAGUUUUGUGAGAUGGUCACAUGACUGGAGCAUGAUUACCAAAAAAGCCAAUUUGCAGCUUUAGCCCGCCUCAGCGAACAAUCAGAGACUCCCACCCACACACACUCCCACACAUGUGCGCCGUUUGCCAUGAAUCUGGCCACCAAGCUGCGGAGGAAUCUGAGGAGGCUGGUCAUCCUCCUCGCCACCUUCUGUAUGGUCAGCGUUUUAGUCUCCGCCUACUACCUUUACACAGGCUCCACCCAAGAACUGGACCUCGCGGACCGGGCCGUAGGUCCAGACUGUGCAGACCUCCGGGCGCUCCCUUUCCGACAGUCAGAGCCUCGGACGCCUAAACCGAUCGAUCCAUCACGUAAGGAUCCGGUGGUGUUGGUAUUUGUAGAGAGUCAGUAUUCUCAACUGGGACAGGACAUCAUCGCUAUUCUAGAAUCCAACCAAUUUCGUUACCACGCCGAAAUUGCACCGGGAAAGGGUGACAUCCCACCUCUAACGCACAAAGGCCGUGGACGCUAUGCAUUGGUCAUCUACGAGAACCUUCUUAAGUAUGUCGGGAUGGACGCAUGGAACCGUGACCUUCUGGAUAAAUACUGUGCCGAGUACAGCGUCGGAGUCAUCGCAUUUCACCGUGCGAGUGAAAACUCCCAGCCUGCACUGCAGCUUAGGGGUUUCCCUCUGACAUUGCGAACAAAUGUCGCACUAAGAGACUGCUGCGUAAACCCCCGCUCACCUCUGCUUUACAUAACGCGGGCGGAAGUAGAUCGUGGCCACUUACAAGGAGAGGACUGGACUGUGUUUCAGUUCAACCAUUCCACGUAUGAACCAGUCCUACUGGCAAAAACUCGGCCCAGUGAAAAUGGGGCGGCCCAGAUGAUACCGGGUCCCCAGGGUCUCCAUGCUACCGUCGUGCAGGACUUGGGCCUGUAUGAUGGGGUGCAGCGUGUGCUGUUUGGACAUGGGCUGAGCUACUGGUUGCACAGACUUAUACUGGUGGAUGCCAUCGCUUUUCUCACAGGCAGAAAGCUGUCUCGAUCUCUGGAACGUUACAUCUUGGUUGACAUAGAUGAUAUUUUCGUGGGGAAGAAAGGGACGAGAAUGAAUGUGAAUGACGUGAAGGCUCUUCUGGAAACGCAGAACAUGUUGAGGUCGUACAUCUCUAACUUCACAUUUAACCUGGGAUUUUCUGGGAAAUUCUUCCAUACAGGUACGCAGGAGGAAGAUGAUGGAGAUGAUCUGUUGUUGAAAUAUGUUGAUGAGUUCUGGUGGUUUCCUCAUAUGUGGAGUCACAUGCAGCCUCAUCUUUUCCACAAUGAAUCUUCUCUGAUGGAACAAAUGAUCCUGAACAAAGACUUCGCUUUGGAGCAUGGUAUUCCAGUAGAUCUGGGAUAUGCCGUGGCCCCUCAUCAUUCUGGUGUAUAUCCAGUUCAUAUUCAGCUGUAUGAGGCUUGGAAGAAAGCUUGGGGGAUACAAGUGACCAGUACUGAGGAAUACCCACAUCUCAAACCUGCACGUCACCGCAAGGGAUUCAUACAUAACGACAUCAUGGUGCUGCCCCGUCAGACAUGUGGCUUAUUCACACACACCAUCUUCUAUAAAGAGUAUCCAGGAGGCCCUAAAGAACUGGACAAAAGCAUACGAGGAGGAGAGCUGUUUCUGACCGUCCUUCUCAACCCUAUCAGCAUAUUUAUGACUCAUCUUUCCAACUAUGGGAACGACCGCUUGGGACUGUAUACGUUCACUAAUCUGGCAAACUUCCUGAAGUGUUGGACCAACCUGAGACUACACACACUUCCUCCCCUGCAGCUCGCACACAAGUAUUUCACACUCUUCCCAGAGCAGAGACACCCGCUAUGGCAGAACCCAUGUGAUGACAAACGGCAUAAGGACAUCUGGUCUAAAGAGAAGACCUGCGACAGGCUGCCCAAGUUCAUGGUGGUCGGGCCUCAGAAAACAGGCACGACAGCGCUCUACCUCUUCCUGAUCAUGCAUCCCUUCAUCUCCAGCAACUUCCCCAGUGUGAAAACAUUCGAAGAAGUUCAGUUUUUCAACACCAACAACUACCACAAAGGCAUUGACUGGUACAUGGAGUUCUUUCCUGUACCCUCUAAUGUCAGCACAGAUUUCCUGUUUGAGAAGAGCGCAAAUUACUUUCCUUCUGAGGAGACGCCCAAACGAGCCGCUGCUCUCUUGCCUAAAGCCAAAAUCCUUACUCUGCUGAUCAACCCUUCAGACAGGGCAUACAGCUGGUACCAGCAUCAGAGGGCUCAUGAAGACCCAGCAGCGUUGCAGUUCAGUUUCUAUGAGGUGAUUUCAGCAGACCAGCUUGCUCCUCCUGAGCUGCGCUCUCUCCAGAACCGCUGUCUCGUACCUGGACUCUACGCCACACACCUGGAGAGAUGGCUCACGUACUAUCCUCCAAACCAGCUAAUGAUUAUCGAUGGACAGCAGCUGAGGAAUGACCCAGCUAAAGUGAUGGACGAGCUUCAGAAAUUUUUGGGUGUCACUCCCUAUUACAACUACUCCCAGGCACUCACGUUUGAUCCUCAGAAGGGCUUUUGGUGUCAGCUGUUGGAAGGGGGCAGGACUAAAUGUUUGGGGAAGAGCAAAGGCCGCAAAUACCCACCCAUGGACUCUGAGUCACGAGCGUUUCUCUCCAGAUUCUACAGGGAUCAGAACAUUGAAUUAUCUAAGCUGCUGCACAGACUGGGUCAGCCGCUACCGGCCUGGCUCAGAGAGGAACUACAGAAGGUCAGGUAGCCCCAACCAAACCGCUGCUCCUCCGGGUCAAAGAUCCACAUUCACCCCUCAAUGGAAACUAGACACUUGAACAGAACUCAAUGCCACCUACCUGCAAGCUUGCAGAGCAAAGGUCAGAAAUUCAACUAACCAUUCAUUGGUGCCUCUGGAAAUCCAAACAGAGCAGUGUGGUGUGUCCAUGGCAACAUGACAUUUUUGUUGCAAAAGGUCAGUUUUUUUCUUUCAGUGAGAUACGGUGAUGUAACUGUGACCCUUGAACUUCAGUUGCAGCUAAACAAAGACUGCAUAAAGACUGUAACUGAAAAAAGUCCACAGACUUCCUCCUAUACAGUAUAUACUUUCCCCCAUCAGACACUGGAUAUAAAAGUACGGCUUUAGAUUUUAUACGCCAUCAUCGAGAGAUUUAGAACUGCACAACCACUGUUCAUAACCUCACCCUUGCAAAUAUAUCAGUCAAUCAAUCUGUAAGCCAGUCAAAGUAAAGAUGCAAAAUGUUAAGAGUCAAUGUGGAGAAAUAAAGAGCACAGUCAAGUUUUCCGCAUCAGCUUUAAACCGGUAAAUGGAGUGAUGUCAUUGUGAUGUCAAUGUCUCAGUCCACGUCCCAGUUACUGUUGUUCUAGACACAAUGGCCUGAAGAGCGGAAAUGAUUUCAUUGUGUGUGUGUGUGUGUGUGCGCGAGUGUGUGUGUGUGUGUGUGUGUCUAGGCAUAUGUCUGUAGCCAGGUAGCCUUAGCCCCGCCCACUGGACUGCAACUGGUUGGCUGAUGAAUUUGAAAUGUGACUUUUAUUUUUGAAAACUAUUUGCCUCAAUAAGGUAAGGAAGUGCUUUGAGAAAUAUGUAAAUAACUAUAUAUAUUCAAUAAACACUGGAGAGAUUCAUGUUUCUGUAAAACAGUUCUUGCAAAG